Molecule: messenger RNA, 5045 nt
Organism: Eublepharis macularius
Lineage: Eukaryota; Metazoa; Chordata; Lepidosauria; Squamata; Eublepharidae
Exons: 8
Coding region: 272-4780 (1502 amino acids)
Biological process (GO): negative regulation of transcription by RNA polymerase II
Molecular function (GO): DNA-binding transcription repressor activity, RNA polymerase II-specific
Source: RefSeq, a predicted model, not a curated record
GGCUAAGAGGGGAGUUUGGCCUCCUGGUUUCCUAGGCUCCUUCCAAGGAUCUUGCUGUCCGGACUGGGUAUCCAAAUUGUCGUCUUCUUCCUGCCUGUUCCUUGUCUAGAAGCCCCACUGCUCAGCUGUGCCCCAUGGAUCUUGUAGCACCAUAGAGAGUAUGGGUAGAUAGUCUACCCAUUUCCACUAUAGCUACCACCUCGACACUCCCAAUUUAAGUAUAAAUCUCUACACAGAAGAAGAGUGCCCCAGGCUGAGAUUAAGGGGCAUUAUGAGACACAAAAUGUUACCAGAGAAAGGGAAGACAUCCAACACUGAUCUCCAGGGUCUGGAAGAACAGGGGAGACAUUCCAGAGAACAGCUGGAGGAAGAAGGAAGAGGAGGCCUUGAAGCCAUGGUGAUGUCUAAGGAUUCAGGAAGAGACUCUCCUGAGCGGAAAUCUGGGCAUGAAGAGGAUUUUAUCAAAGCGGAGAUCCCAAAGCAGGUGGAGAGUGAGCCAAGUGUGAAGAGGUUGAAACCUCUAGAUUCUCCUGAGAUCCUGAAAGACAUACAGUCCCCUAACCCUAGAUGGGGAACCCCACAAGCAUCUGAACUGUGGGAUAAAUCUAAGGGUGUCCCUCCCUCUUUGGAGGGAAUAUCUGAUGCCUAUCAGAGGUUUAGAGGGCUGGCAGAUCUCGGUGGAGAAACUCUCAAGGACUACAGACGAAUCAGGGCCAGGAACACAGAAGAUUAUAGGAAGGCGAGGGAAGAUAUCUCGCGGGAAGACUUGGUCACCAUGGAUGUGCAACGGACACUCUUCAGGGAGUUCCGUUACCAGGAGGCCGAGGGGCCCCGUGAGGUCUGCAGCCGCCUCUGGUACCUCUGCCACCGGUGGCUGAAGCCUGAGAGACAUACUAAAGAGCAGAUACUGGAGCUGGUGAUUCUGGAACAGUUCCUGGCCAUCCUGCCAUCAGAACUCCAGAGCUGGGUCAAGGCAGGCUGUCCCCAGACGUGUGACCAGGCGGUGGCCCUGGCAGAAGAUUUCCCACCUCAACGGCGGGAAGCUGGGCGGCCAGAGCAUGAGGGGCCGGCGCUGAUCCAAGAGAAGGCUUUGAAUUUCCCCACUGCCGAGUGCCCUCCGUCUGCCAGGGAAGAGAAGCAGCUUCGCAUCGAAGCCAAGCAGGAGGAUGAAAACGAAACUGGUUCAGAGGGUGAUGAGUGGAUGAUUGAGAACAGUGAGGCGAAUCCUGAGCUGGAAAACCCGAGGCCCAUGGAGUUGCGCGGGGCAACCUGGGGAAGCCCCACCUGGCACGAAGAGGACAGCGAAGCGGCUGCAGAUCAAGACAGCUCUGAGAGGGCUGGGGAAAACUGCCUGGAUCCCAAAGAGGUUAAAAUCUUCCCAUAUUUAGAAGACGAUGGGGAGCAGACCCAACCUGUGGUAGUCAAGAGAAGGCGAAGAAGCCGGGGGAAGAAGACCUGCGGCGUGUGUGGGAAAACCUUCAGUCGCAGCACGGUGCUGGCUGCGCAUCAGAGGACCCACACAGGAGAGAAACCCUUCAUGUGCCAGAGUUGUGGGAAAUGCUUCAGUUUCAAAUCUACCCUGGUGGCACAUGAAAGAACCCACACGGGGGAGAGACCUUACACGUGCGACCAGUGCGGGAAAAGCUUUACCGUGAGUUCAGUCCUCACGAGACACUACAGAGUCCAUGUGGAAAAGGAACUGUUCCACUGCUCAGAGUGUGACAAAACCUUCAGCCAGAAAUCCCAGCUCUUGAAUCACCAAAAAGUCCAUCUGCGGGAGAAACCGUACAAAUGUGCGCAGUGCGGGGAAGGCUUCAGCCGGAGCUCCAGCCUUAAGAAACACGAGGGCUCCCACACAGGGGAGAAGCCCUUCAAAUGCCCGGACUGUGAGAAAUCCUUCAACACCUCUUCCCAGCUGGUCAAGCAUCACCGUGUGCACACGGGAGAGAGGCCCUACACCUGCGCCGAGUGUGGGAAAAGCUUCAGCCAGUGGCAAAUCUUGAUGGUGCACCAAAGGACACACACAGGAGAGAAGCCGUUCAAAUGUGCGACAUGCGGGAAGUGCUUCUCUGACCGCGCCGUCCACAUUAGGCACCAGAAAGUCCACACGGGGGAGAGGCCACAUCAGUGCAUGACCUGCGAAAAAAGGUUCACUCACCGUACUGUCCUCGUGAAGCAUCAGAAAAUCCACGCGAGAGAAGCUCUAAACAUGCUUCGGCUGGAAGAGGAGCAGAAGCAGCAGCAGCAGCUGCCGCCGCCAAAGGAAGACCCAUUUGGCAACCCUCCCGUCCUUACGUCGGGAAUCAUGCGCACAGAGCGUGCCCGUUUUGCUGCUAUGCGGCUGGCAACCAGAACCGGCCACCCGCCCCCCUUCCCAAGGGGGAAGAAAAUUGCAAGCGCCUCUUUGCACCUCCGGAUUUGGGCCGCUGCUCGGGUCAGAUUGCGGACCGCCGGGCAGCUGUCGAGAGCCCGGGCGCCCUGCCAGGCCCCCAAAGCCAGCCCGCCCUCCGCAGCCGAAACGGACAGCGGCAGCUGCCGGAGCCCUCCGUCUCCCCGCUCGGCUGAAGGGCCUGGAAGGGUUAAACUGACAGAGGCUGGCUUCCCAGACCGGACCGGAGCGAGGCGUGCGCGCCAGUGUGGACGCUCCUUUCCUGUUCCUUUUCUUUUGUGGCUGGGCGCGGAGGCAGAGCCGCCCUUGGGCUCGCCGCUUCCCCGCGCUGCGCUUGCCCGGGAAAGCGGAGAGAGCACCCCCAACACUGAGAUAAAAACUGAAGGAAGAUCCAAAAUGGCAGCCGAGAAGGAGAAAACUCCAAGUGUUGGUCUGCAGCUCCAAGAAGGGAUAAAGGCCUUUCAGGAGCAAGGUCAAGGUGGGCUAGAACAUGGGGUGGCAUCUGAGGGAGCAGGAAGGGCCUCUCCUGAAUUCGGUGUGGAGAAUGAACAGGAGUUUGUGAAGAAGGAGGCCCCAGAGCAUGAGACAAGCCAACCAAGUAAGAGGCAGUUGAAAUCUUUGGAGCCACCUGAGUUCCUCAAACCAGUUCAGUUCCCUCACACAAGAUGGAAGAACCCACAGCAACCAGAACCUGCCCCUUGGGAUAAUACAAAGUCUUUUCUGGCCUCCUUUGAAGGAAUGGCCAAUGUUUAUUGGCGGUCCCGAGGGGUGGCUGACCUCAGCAGAGAUGUCCGAGGGGGCUACAGGAAGAUGGGACCCCAAAAUACGGAGGAUUACUGGAAAGUGAGGGAAGAUCUCUUACGAGAGGGUUUGCUCACAUCAGACAUGCAGCGGACACUCUUCAGGGAGUUCCGGUACCAGGAGGCCGAGGGGCCCCGCGAGGUCUGCAGCCGCCUCUGGUACCUCUGCCACCGGUGGCUGAAGCCUGAGAGACACACUAAAGAACAGAUCCUGGAGCUGGUGAUCCUGGAGCAGUUCCUGGCCAUCCUGCCCCUGGAGAUCCAAGGCUGGGUCAAAGGGGGUCAUCCUGAGACUUGCGAACAGGCGGUAGCGCUGGCUGAAGAUUUUCUGCUGAGGCGGCGUGAGGCUGAGCAGCUGGGACAGGAGGAACCAGGACCGGUCCAGGAGGCGGCUGUGAAUUUCCCCACCACGGAGCAACCUGCACCUGCCAGUGGAGAGAAGCAGUUGGGCAUCGAGGCUAAGACAGGGGGUGAUGGCGAGACCCGUGAAGACGGGAAUGACAUUUCAAUUUCACCACCUCUUCCACUAGGAGAUGGGUGGAUGACAGAGAACAAAGAGGACACGCCUGCACGAGGAAAUCCUGAGCCCUUGGAGACGCAUGGAACCUCCUUGGAAAAAAAACCCUGGCACCAAGAGGAUGGAGAAACUUCUGCACGUCAGGCUGGCUCUCAGAGGGAAAGGGGAAACUACCUAGAUCCAAGAGUGGGUGUAUUCUUUCCUUACUUAGAAGAAGGCGGGGACUUGAACCAAACUAGAGUGGUAAAGAGAAGACGCAGAAGCCGGGGGGCAAAGGUCUGUACUGUAUGUGGAAGAAGUUUCAGCCGGACCACAGUUCUUGUUGCACAUCAAAGAACCCACACUGGAGAGAAGCCCUUCAUGUGCAAGGAUUGUGGGAAAUGCUUCAGCUUGAAAUCCACCCUGGUGGCGCACGAAAGGACCCACACGGGGGAGAGACCCUACACGUGCUCACAAUGUGGGAAAAGCUUCACGGUGAGUUCGGACCUUACUAGACACUACAGGAUCCAUAUUGGAGAGAAACCAUUUAACUGCUCGGAGUGUGACAAAAGCUUCAGUCGGAAAACGCAACUUCUCAACCAUCAUAAAGUACACACGAGAGAGAAGCCGUACAAAUGCUCACAGUGCGGGGAGAGCUUCAGCCGGAGCUCCAGCCUCAUGAUUCAUGAGGGCUCGCACACGGGAGAGAAGCCAUUUAAAUGUCCAGAUUGUGACAAAUCUUUCAACACCUCCUCUCAAUUGGUCAAACACCACCGUGUGCACACGGGAGAGAGGCCAUACACCUGUUCGGAAUGCGGGAAAAGCUUCAGCCAGAGGCAAAUCUUAAUGGUGCACCAGAGAAUCCACACAGGAGAGAAGCCCUUCAAAUGUGCCACCUGUGGGAAGUGCUUCUGUGACCGUGCUGUCCUCAUUAGGCACCAGAAAGUUCACACUGGGGAGAGGCCGCACCAAUGCACAACUUGUGGAAAGAGUUUUUCACACCGUGCCGUCCUCGUUCGGCAUCAGAAAAUCCACACAAGAGAAACUCUGGGCAUGCUUAGACUGGAGGAGGAGCAGCCUAACAAAGCCUUUUAAAAGCUUGGAUUUAUCCCAUGUUGCCUUGACUCUCAGGGUGGAUAGAGAUGCACCCAAGAUAGCCUACUGAGAUGCGCAUGAAUAAAAUUUGAGUCCAGUAGCUCCUUACAGACCAACAAAAUUUUCAGGGUAUCAUGAAUCAAAGCUCACUUCUUUAAAUACAAAUGAGAAUGAAGAUCGAUCAACUGUUUUAUCUAGGGCUGUUUUCACACACCCGAACCCUUUGGAAAAUUGCGCAAAAGUCACGGUGUGAAGCGUCUUCCUA